UUGGCUCGCAGAGCGCAGACGGCGCAGGGAGCACACAUCGCCAGUCUGUGCGCAGAGCCUGAGCCAGAAGCCGCGGGGACACCAUGCACGCCCCCAUCUGAAGCAACACCUCAAAGCCGAAGCUCCGGGCAGCCCGGCGGAUUUCAGGGAGCUCAGACUCAGAGGAACUCCUGAGGAGAGACCCCUCGAAACCUCUCCAGGACAGUCCUCACCGGACUCUCUGCCACUGCAGACAGGAGCGCACAGUGGCCCCGGCUCGCCGCGCCAUGGAGCGGAUACCCAGCGCGCAGCCGCCCCCCGCUUGCCUGCCCAAAGCACCAGGACUGGAGCCUGGAGACCUACCAGGGAUGGAUUUUGCCCACAUGUAUCAAGUGUACAAGUCGAGGCGGGGAAUAAAGCGGAGCGAGGACAGCAAGGAGACUUACAAACUGCCGCACCGGCUCAUCGAGAAAAAGAGACGUGACCGGAUUAACGAGUGCAUCGCCCAGCUGAAGGAUCUCCUCCCCGAACAUCUCAAACUUACAACUUUGGGUCACUUGGAAAAAGCAGUGGUUCUUGAACUUACCUUGAAGCAUGUGAAAGCACUAACGAACCUAAUUGAUCAGCAACAACAGAAAAUCAUUGCCCUGCAGAGCGGUUUGCAAGCUGGUGAUCUGUCGGGGAGAAAUGUCGAAGCAGGUCAAGAGAUGUUCUGCUCAGGUUUCCAGACCUGUGCCCGGGAGGUGCUUCAGUACUUGGCCAAGCAUGAGAAUACUCGGGACCUGAAAUCUUCACAGCUGGUUACCCACCUCCACCGCGUGGUCUCCGAGCUCCUGCAAGGUGGUACCUCCAGGAAGCCAGCAGACCCAGCUCCCAAAGUGAUGGACUUCAAGGAGAAACCCAACUCCCUGGCCAAAGGCUCUGAAGGCCCAGGCAAAAACUGUGUGCCAGUCAUCCAGCGGACUUUCCCUCACUCAAGUGGUGAGCAGAGUGGCAGUGACACAGACACAGACAGUGGCUACGGAGGAGAAUCAGAGAAGAGCGAGCUGCGGGUCGAGCAGCCAUACUUCAAAAGUGAUCAUGGACGCAGGUUCACCAUGGGAGAAAGGAUCAGUGCUAUUAAGCAAGAAUCCGAAGAACCCCCCACGAAAAAGAGCAGGAUGCAACUCUCAGAUGAUGAAGGCCAUUUCACUAGCAGUGACCUGAUCAGCUCCCCAUUCCUGGGCCCACACCCACACCAGCCUCCUUUUUGCCUGCCCUUUUAUCUGAUCCCACCAUCAGCAACUGCCUACUUGCCUAUGCUGGAGAAGUGCUGGUAUCCCACCUCCGUCCCAGUGUUAUACCCAGGCCUCAACGCCUCUGCUGCAGCCCUCACCAGCUUCAUGAACCCAGACAAGAUCACAGCCCCCUUGCUCAUGCCCCAGAGACUCCCUUCUCCCUUGCCACCCCACCCGGCCAUCGACUCUUCUGCCCUGCUCCAAGCUCUGAAGCAGAUCCCCCCUUUAAACUUAGAAACCAAAGACUAAACUAUUUAGGGGGUACUGCUGUUGUGCUUUCCUUCCACCCUACUUCCCCCAAAAAAACCCCCAUAAAAACAGUGUCUGUGAGUACAGCAA
This is a messenger RNA of Phacochoerus africanus (Common warthog), 1595 nucleotides long. RefSeq names its product basic helix-loop-helix family member e40 (gene BHLHE40). Gene Ontology annotation, cellular component: nucleus. Gene Ontology annotation, molecular function: RNA polymerase II cis-regulatory region sequence-specific DNA binding; protein dimerization activity; DNA-binding transcription factor activity, RNA polymerase II-specific. The coding region runs from base 267 to 1505 and encodes 412 amino acids. The transcript is spliced from 5 exons. The record is from RefSeq and is a predicted model, not a curated record. Gene Ontology annotation, biological process: anterior/posterior pattern specification; circadian regulation of gene expression; regulation of neurogenesis. Lineage: Eukaryota; Metazoa; Chordata; Mammalia; Artiodactyla; Suidae.